This is a messenger RNA of Papaver somniferum (opium poppy), 2239 nucleotides long. RefSeq names its product cytochrome P450 CYP82D47-like. The record is from RefSeq and is a predicted model, not a curated record. Gene Ontology annotation, molecular function: oxidoreductase activity, acting on paired donors, with incorporation or reduction of molecular oxygen; heme binding; monooxygenase activity. The transcript is spliced from 2 exons. Gene Ontology annotation, biological process: defense response to other organism. NCBI's taxonomy places the organism in Eukaryota, Viridiplantae, Streptophyta, Magnoliopsida, Ranunculales, Papaveraceae. The coding region runs from base 339 to 2042 and encodes 567 amino acids.
GGUCGAACCAAAUAUAAAAAUAUUAUCUUAGUUCCACUACCAGCAUUCAUUGAAUUCAAGUUGCUCUGGAAUAGCAACAAUGCACAUAUAGAUAAACACAGUGGAAUUCUGGAAGAAGCCUAAAGAGUGGAAACUAUGAAUAUAUACACUUUCAGUUAAAUCAAGAUUAGCUAGGUGUAUGUCUCUGGAGUGGGUUGGUAUAAUAAACUGCUUUAACAUGAUUUUUAUCAUCAUAUAUAUUCAGUUUCCCCAAUAAGCUAGCCAUCUAAAUCCUAUCAAUCUUCUUAAAUCAGUGUUCUUCCGUAUUGAAAUAAUCAUCACUAGGUGCUAAGAGUGAUAUGGCAAUCAUCGAUCACCGCUACUUGCAGCCGUUCGUGAGUAUUGCAGGCUUACUAGCUCUGUUAUCCUUCUUCUAUUGUAUUUGGGUCGAUAUUAUAAGACCAAGGAAUAUCAAAACCAGCUUAGACGAACGCAGUUUAUCACCAGCAUCUCCACCUGAAGUUGCAGGUGCUUGGUCGAUAGUAGGCCAUCUUCCUCAGCUUAUAGGAUCUACACCUCUAUUCAAGAUCCUUGCUGACAUGUCUGACAAGUAUGGACCUAUUUGCAUUGUCCGAUUUGGUAUGUAUCCGACACUGGUAGUGAGCAGUCGGGAGAUGUCUAAAGAAUGCUUCACCACCAACGAUAAGUUAUUCGCUACCCGUCCUCCUAGUGCAGCCGGGAAGUACCUCACUAAAGCCAUGUUUGCCUUUUCAAUGUAUGGUCCUUACUGGCGGGAGAUCCGUAAGAUCUCUACAAUCCAUUUACUCUCACUUAGGCGCCUCGAGUUACUUAAGGAUGGCCGUUACUUAGAGAUCGACAAAUGCAUGAAAAGAUUGUAUGAAUAUUGGAUGGAACACCAUAAGAAGAUAAAGCAGAAUGGUACAACAGCUAGUUCAGUAAAGGUCAACAUGAGCCAAGUGUUUGCAGAACUAUCCUUAAAUGUGGUUUUGAAGAUAAUAGUAGGAAAAACACUGUUUAUUAAAAAUGGUAAUGAAGAUUGCACCAAAGAGGAAGAAGAGGGCCAAAAGCUCCACGAGACUAUCCUAAAAUUCUUCGAACUAGCAGGGGUGUCAGUUGCAUCUGAUGUUCUUCCAUUCCUUGGGUGGUUGGAUUUGGAUGGGCAAAAGAAACAAAUGAAGAGGGUCUCCAAGGAGAUGAACUCAAUCGCUUCAAAGUGGCUUGAAGAGCAUCGAGAGAAAAAAAGACUGCAAACAAGACAAACAAGCGGAGCAGCAAGAGGGAGUAAUUAUGAUGAUGGGAAUGACUUCAUGGAUGUGUUGAUGUCAGUUCUUGAUGAAGAGGAGGAUGAUCUCUUCUUCGGUUACAAUCGAGAUACUGUCAUCAAAUCUACAUGUCAGCAACUUAUAAUGGCUGCUUCGGAUACAACGUCACUUGCAAUGACAUGGGCUCUCUCACUGCUGCUCACCAAUCCUAAUGUCUUACGGAAGGCUCAGGAUGAGCUUGACGCCAAAGUUGGCAAGGACAGGAUAAUAGAGGAAAACGAUAUCGAGUGUCUCGUCCACCUCCAAGCAAUUGUCAAGGAAACACUUCGAUUAUACCCUCCUGGUCCACUCUCCGUACCCCAUGAGGCUAUGGAAGACUGCACUGUUGGUGGGUACAAAGUGAAAGCAGGCACACGCUUAAUAGUUAACCUAUGGAAACUGCAGCGUGAUCCUCGAGUGUGGUCAAACCCGUCAGAGUUUAAGCCUGAGAGGUUUCUUCCAGAGUCAGAUGGUGGUUUUGGUGGUGCAGAAGCAAAAUUCGACUUUAGGGGCCAACAUUUUGAGUACACGCCAUUUGGAUCAGGAAGAAGGAUAUGCCCAGGUAUCGACUUUUUCCUCCAGACAGUUCACAUGGCACUAGCUCGUCUUCUUCAGGCAUUUGAUUUCAGCACAGCCGGAGGACUAGUUAUAGACAUGGCGGAAGGUCCAGGUCUAACCAUCCCCAAAGUAAUCCCGCUUGAAGUUCACCUAAACCCACGUCUGCCAGUCACACUUUUCUAGGCUUAAUACUUGGUAGUGUGUGUUACUAGCGGCAGAGACAGAAUUGAAUUAAAGAGGGGUCAAAUAAAAUUUCACUGUGUGCGUUUCCGCUGUGUGCAGUAAACAAUGAAUAAAUUGGAAACUCUCAUUGCAUUCGUGACUCAGUUCAGUGACUGUAAAUUAUUGCUAAUCACAUAAUUUGAGAAUCACUCCAACAA